Messenger RNA from Hypoxylon trugodes, 1211 nucleotides. Its product is annotated as NAD(P)-binding protein. The transcript has 2 exons. Lineage: Eukaryota; Fungi; Ascomycota; Sordariomycetes; Xylariales; Hypoxylaceae. The record is from RefSeq and is a predicted model, not a curated record. Bases 263 to 1153 code for a protein of 296 amino acids.
AAAUAGUACCCUUACGUCACCACUCGUUGUUACAUGUGAGCAUGCAUAUUUGAUAUCACCAUUUCUAAAAAGGUGUGGAUGUGACCUCACUGCUGCGAAUAAUCCAAUAUUAAUUCUCUAUCCUUUUUUUCUAGCCCGCACUCGUGAUCUCUUUCCUUAUACGCCUACAUAUACCCAAUUAUUGCCACCAUACUUGAUUCCCUAGCCCAACACUUCAUCGUCCUAAACAAUACCGUAUUAGGAUAUACGUAUCGCUGUUAGUAUGGCCGAUACACACCAAUUCGACGUAACAAAACUCUUCGGAGUAAAAGACUACGUCGCCGUAGUCACGGGCGGUGGGACCGGCAUCGGGCUCAUGGCCGCCCAAGCUCUCUCCGCCAACGGCGCCAAAGUGUAUAUCACAGGACGACGAAAAGAAGUCCUCGAGAACGCAGCAAAGAGCCACCAACCAGCACGCGGAAGCGGGCAAAUCAUCCCAAUCGGACCCUGCGACGUAACAAAUAAGGAAGACCUAGAGCGCCUCGUCGCAGACCUAAGCCAACGUGAAAAGUACAUCCACCUGCUCGUCUGCAACGCCGGGAUCUCAGGCCCAAAAGCGGAGCCCGAGCAUUCCGAAGCCGACGACCUAAAAGCGCGGUUAUGGAAUAACGAGGAUCCUUCCGAUUGGCACGAGAACUUCAACACGAACGUGACGGCUGUGUAUUUUACUACAGUGGCUUUCCUUCCGUUGCUGCAGGCUGGUUUACGGCCUAAGGGCCCGUUGGAACCGUAUUCCAGCUCGGUGAUUACGAUUUCUUCGAUGUCGGGGAUUAUGAGACAUGCCCAGGGCCAUUUUAGUUAUAAUACGGCGAAAGGGGCGACGGUACAUUUAACGAAGCUUAUGAGUGCUGAGUUCCAGAAGGCGGAGAUUAGGGUUAAUUCGAUUGCGCCCGGGUAUUUUCCUAGUGAGAUGACGGCUAAGAGUAGCGAUGAUAGGCAGAAGAGUCAUGUGCCGGCAGAGAAGAUUCAAGAUAAGGGACAUGUUCCGCUUAUGAGGGCUGGACGUGAAGAGGAGAUGGGGAUGACUGUCUUAUAUCUUGCCAAGAACCAAUAUGUUAAUGGUGAGAUUAUUGCGGUUGAUGGAGGAGUGCUGAAUGUUAUCGCCGGACGAUAAACGGACAAGGAAGGGUCCCUUGGUGCCGUGGUAUUUGACUGGGUGGGAAGUGGUUAGA